Messenger RNA from Ctenopharyngodon idella (grass carp), 3805 nucleotides. RefSeq names its product NLR family CARD domain-containing protein 3-like. The transcript is spliced from 7 exons. Bases 105 to 3020 code for a protein of 971 amino acids. The record is from RefSeq and is a predicted model, not a curated record. Gene Ontology annotation, molecular function: protein binding. NCBI's taxonomy places the organism in Eukaryota, Metazoa, Chordata, Actinopteri, Cypriniformes, Xenocyprididae.
ACAUCUGCAAGGAAAGAAGCUGAACAAAUCAACAUUAACCAGCAGGAUAUUUUCCCUGGACUAUUAGCUUUCUGGAUAGAAAGAAGAGUGACGCUGCUUCUAAAAUGAGUCUCGAUGAGAAAACAGAGGAGGGAUGUUCUCAGUCCCAGAGAUCUCCAGAUCCCAGCUGUGUGUCCGUGAAGAGUGACAUAUCCAUGAAUUAUCCUUUUAACCUCAGUGAUAAACCUGAUCCUAUGGUCAUGAAAGAAUCCAGUUCAGCAGCCCUGCAGGAGGAGACUGGAGACCUGCAGAAAUCAGUGAAGAAUGAAAUACAGAGAGUCAAAGACCGGCUCAAAACCAGCAUGAAGAAAAAAUAUGAGAGAUUAUUUGAAGGAACCAAACCACAAGAGAAUGAAACCCUCCUGAACAGGAUCUUCACACAGCUCUACAUCAUAGAGGGAGAGAGUAAAGGAGUGAAUGAAGAACAUGAGGUUUUACAGAUGGAGAAAUCAGCCAGAACACAACACUCACAAGACACUCCAAUUGACUGCAAUGACAUCUUUAAAGCCUCACCUGAACCAGGAUGUGAGGAGAAACACCAAAUCAAGACUGUUCUUACUAAAGGCAUUGCUGGAAUCGGAAAAACGGUCUCUGUGCAGAAGUUCAUUCUGGACUGGGCUGAGGGAAAAGCCAAUCAGGAUGUGGAUUUUAUAUUUGUGCUUCCAUUUCGAAAGCUGAACUUGAUCCGAGAUCAUCGGUACAGUCUUCACAGACUUCUGCUGGACUUUCAUCCUGAACUUCAAGAUCUGGACUCAAAGAUUUAUGAGGAGUGUAAAGUUGUGUUUAUCUUUGAUGGUCUGGAUGAAAGCAGAAUGACACUGAAGUUUUCAGACACUCAGAAAGUUUCUGAUGUGACUGAGACUUCAUCUGUGGGUGUGUUGAUGUCAAACCUCAUGAAAGGAGAGCUGCUUCCCUCUGCUCUCAUCUGGAUCACCUCCAGACCAGCAGCAGCCAAUCAGAUCCCUUCCAAAUACAUCAACCGUCUGACAGAGAUUCAGGGAUUCAAUGAGUCUCAGAAGGAGGAAUAUUUCAGGAAGAGAAUCAGUGACGAGCAUCAAGCCAGCAGAAUCAUCUCACACAUCAAAAGAGCAAGAAGCCUCCACAUCAUGUGCCACAUACCCGUCUUCUGCUGGAUCUCAUCCACUGUGCUUCAAAAGCUUCUGAAAGAAGAUCUGAGUGCAGAAAUCCCUCAAACUCUGACUGAAAUGUACAUCCACUUCCUGCUGAUUCAGAUCAACAUGAGGAAACAGAAAUAUGAAAAGAGAGAUCCAGAGAAACUCCUCCAGUCCAACAGAGAAGUGAUUGUGAAACUUGCUGAAGUGGCUUUCAAACAGCUGAUGAAGGGCAAUGUGAUGUUCUAUGAGGAGGACCUGAGAGAGAGCGGCAUAGACAUCACUGACGCCUCAGUGUAUUCUGGGAUUUGCACUGAGAUCUUUAAGGAGGAAUCUGUGAUUCAUCAGAGGAAGGUCUACAGCUUCAUUCAUCUGAGCAUUCAGGAGUUUCUUGCUGCUUUUUAUGUGUUUUACCAUUAUGUAAUAAAACAUGUUGACACAUUGCAGUUUAUUGAUGUAGUGCAUAAUCUACUUAGAAGUGCAGUAGAUAAAGCCAUUGAGAGUGAGAAUGGACACCUGGAUCUGUUCCUGCGAUUCCUGCUGGGCGUCUCACUGGAGUCCAAUCAGAGACUCUUACAGGAUCUACUGACACACACAGAGAACAGCUCAGAGAGCAUCAGGAGAACCACACAGUACAUUAAAGAGAAGAUCAAUGAUAAAAAUGAACUCUCCACUGAAAGAUCUAUCAAUCUGUUCCUCUGUCUGCUGGAAGUCAAAGAUCAGACUCUGUCCACAGAGAUUCAGAAGUUUGUGAAAUCAGACAAACACUCAGAGAAGAAACUCUCUCCUGCUUAUUGCUCAACAAUCGCCUACAUGCUUCAGAUAUCAGAGGAAAUGCUGGAUGAGCUGGACCUCAAGAAAUACAACACAUCAGAUGAGGGUAGAAGAAGACUGAUACCAGCUGUGAUCAAUUGCAGAAAAGCCCUUCUUGCUGGCUGUAAUCUCAACAAACAGUCAUGUGAAAUUGUGUCAUCAGCUCUACAGUCCUCAAACUCUGUCCUGAGAGAGCUAGACCUGAGUAACAAUGACCUACUGGAUUCAGGAGUGAAGUUGCUUUCUGAUGGACUGAAGAGUCCAAACUGUCAGCUGGAGAUACUGAGGUUGUCAGGCUGUAUGGUGACAGAGGAAGGCUGUGGUUAUGUGUCUUCAGCUCUGAGUUCAAACCCCUCACACCUGAGAGAGAUGGAUCUGAGCUACAAUCACCCAGGACAAUCAGGAGUCCAGCUGCUCAACGACAAACUGAAUGAUCCAAACUACAAACUGCAGAUACUCAAUUUGGAUCAUGGAGGGCCCUUCAGGAUAAAACCAGGACUACAAAAAUAUGCCUGUGAUCUCACACUGGAUCCAAACACAGCACACACUCAACUCAUUCUGUCUGAGGAGAACAGGAAGAUCCAAUAUGUGAAAGAUCAUCAGCCGUAUCCUGAUCAUCCAGAGAGAUUUGCUUAUAAUCCUCAGGUUAUGUGUCGAGAGAUUCUGACUGGACGCUGUUACUGGGAGGUUGAAUGGGGCUCCAGGGAGGUUGAACAGGGCUCUUGGGCUCGUAUAGCAGUGGCCUAUAAAGGAAUCAGCAGGAAAGAAGGGACUGUCUGUAAGUUUGGAUACAAUGACAAAUCCUGGUGUCUUUUCUGCACUAGUAAUGGAUUUGUUGUCUGGCACAAUAAUGUCAGCAAGAACAUAAAAACCCAUGCACCAAAAUCUAACAGAGUAGGAGUGUAUGUGGAUGUGUCGGCCGGCACUCUGUCCUUCUACAGCGUCUCUGACACACACACACUCACACACUUACACACAUUCAACACCACAUUCACUGAACCCCUCUAUGCUGGAUUUAAGGUUUUUGAGUCCAAACUGUCUCUGUGUCAGAUUUAACAAACGCAGCCUUAAAUGCCAAGGUAGAUUAGUACAGAUGUAAUGGAGUACAGUUGUAACACUAAAUAUUUCCCUUCAAAAGUUGCAUACGGGUGAUGAUUGUAUAUGCAAAUUCACACUGUAAUGAGGACAGAUCUCAAAAAAGUUAUUUUGUUAUAAAAGCAUUUAAAUUGAAAAAAUCCCAUAUUUAUUCUGGUCAGCAUUUGUCCAAAACAGCACAAAAAAAACACAACUGUACUGAAUCUACUCAAUUCUCUGUCUGUUCAUUAGGUGCUGAAAUGUCAUUGUACUUCAUUUGUAACAUUUGGUUGUAAAAUGGUCAGGUAGGGUGUUGUGAAAAACCAAGAAUAUGCUAUAAUAAAUGGCCAGUUUUAAUAUAUGGCAACAAGUCACUAAACAUUUCAACUCCCUCCACCCAGAAUUUCAUUAAUUAAUUGUCUGCAAGAAUCAAGCCACCACUUUGUUUGUAAAAGCUAUGUACAAAUCAUUGUGGACGUCUUAUUUAUUUACAUACAUAUUAAUUCAUUUUCAUCUACUUUAUGUAUUUAUUUAAUAUUACUUUUAAUUGUUGAUUAAAUUAAGAUAAAUAAAUUGAUUAGAUUCAGCUAAAAAUUACUUAUUCUCUCUCAUUUGGCCUGAUUAGGUGGGCAGAUCACUGGAUCAGUGUUUCUCUCACUUCUUCUCUUGGAUUAAUAAAUGAAAAAUGUAGUACAUGUCGAAUUUUACAAAUGGUUAAAACACUCUAUAUUAAAUAAUAAAAGAACAAAUGUGAAUUAAAGAACAAA